AUGGAGGAAUUUAACGAGUGCAUUAAUAGCUGCGGUCUAAUGGAUCUACCAUUAGAUGGGAAGCAACUAUCUUGGUGUAAUGGGCAGCAAGGCUUAGCAAGAAGCUGGGCAAAGCUUGACAGGGUUCUAAUAAACACUCAGUUUGGGCAUGAGCAUGGGCAAACCACGGCAAGGUUGCUUAGUAGAAAAACCUCGGACCAUUCUCCUAUUUUUUUAAGCUUUACUAAGGUAGACGAAAGGUAUGGACCAGCGCCGUUUCGAUUUCAGAAUAUGUGGACAUCACAUGACAGUUUCUUAGAAAUGGUACGGAUUUCAUGGAACGAGCCGAUAAGGUGGGAGCCAGGUUUGCUGAAUCUGGCCGGGAAACUAAAAAGGCUUAAACAGAAAAUGAGGCAGUGGAAUAGAGAGACUUUUGGCCGAGUUGAUGCAAUAAUCAAAGAACUGGAGGAGAGGGAAGAAAUCUACGAGGAGAUCCUCCAAGAAAACUACUCGGAGGAUAUUGAGCAAGACCUCCUUAUCACCAAGGCAGAACUGGAUAUUUGGUACAAAAGAGAGGACAUGAGACUAGCCCAACAAGCAAAAAAAAUCUGGUUAGAGAAGGGCGAUAAGAACACUAAAUUUUUUCAUGCUACAUUGGCUCAACGUAGAAGGAAUGCAUGUAUUAAAAGCAUGAACCUACCAGACGGAACAGUUUUGGGAUCGAUGGAACUAGUACAUGAGGGGGCGGUCAAGUAUUUUGAGGAUUUCCUUACGAUAGAAGAGGAUGUUGCAACACCAUGCUUGGAGGAACUGAUCCAACCUGCUGUGUCGGAAAACAUAGUACAAAGCCUGAGAACAGAACCAACUGAGAAGGAGAUUUAUCAGGCUUUUGCAUCCAUAAAGGCAGAUAGCAGCCCGGGACCCGAUGGCUUCGGAUCCGCUUUCUACGUAUCAAGCUGGAGCAUUAUCAAGGAAGAUGUUAUGGCUGCUGUAAGAGAGUUUUACUCGGGUCAAACUCUCCCAAGAUAUUACUCUUCUUCCUUUCUAGUGCUUAUUCCAAAAAUUAAAAAUCCUCAGAGUUACGAUAGCUUCCGCCCCAUAAGCUUAUGUAACGUGAUUUAUAAAGUUUUUUCGAAAACUUUAGUGGAUAAACUAUCCUUGAUACUUGAUGAUGCUAUUGCGCCAGAACAAGGGGCUUUUGUGAAAGGAAGAAAUAUCUUGGAAAACAUCACCCUCACCCAAGAGAUGGUAAAGCUGCUACACCGUAAGAAUAGAGGAGGAAACAUUUUGAUGAAGAUAGACAUGAGCAAGGCGUAUGACAGGGUAAACUGGAAAUUUCUGGACCACACUCUUAGAGCUUUUGGUUUGCCGGACUUCUUUUGUAGGUUGAUAAAAAAUUGUGUAACAUCGACGUGGUUCUCUAUCAUGAUGCACGGCACCUAUAAAGGGUUUUUCAAGGCAAAAAGGGGGCUGCGACAAGGGGACCCUAUUUCUCCUAUUUUGUUUAUCAUCAUGGAAGAGGUCUUCUCAAGAUUGCUCAAGAGGAAGGCUUUGGAGAAGAGGAUCUUAACUUUUUCUCAGCCUAGCGGAACCCCUCCUAUCUCACACUUAUUAUUUGCUGAUGACAUAAUGGUUUUUGCCAAUGCUAGUAGGGGAUCUAUCUGGUGCCUAAUGGAGGUGGUAAAGACUUAUGAACUGUGGUCUGGUCAGAAGGUUAAUCUUGAAAAAUCAGCAGUAUACUUCUCUAAGCAACUGAAAAGAAGAAGGAGGGGAGAGAUCUUGAUGGAAACGGGUGUUAAGGAGGGACAUUUUCCUUUCCAGUAUUUGGGGGUCCCAAUAGUGGAGGGUAAACUGAAGGCUAGAAACUUUGACACAUUGAUUUUGAACAUUGAGAGGAAACUUUCAGGUUGGAAAAGCAGAUUAUUAUCACAAGGGGGAAGAAUGAUUCUUAUGAGACAUGUACUAUCUAGCAUGCCUGUCUAUUUACUCUCAGCAAUACAUAUGCCAAAACUAGUGAUCCGAAAGGUGCAUAGUCUCUUUGCAAAUUUUUUCUGGGGUGAACAAGGGGGUAAGAGCAAAAGAAAGUGGAGGUCGUGGAGGAAGCUUUGCGCCCCAGAGGAAGAGGGUGGUAUAGGUAUGCGAGACGUUGCUGAGGUCCAAAAAUCUCUCUUCAUGAAAUUCGGAUGGAAUAUUCUAACUCAAAAAUCACUUUGGGCAAAUUUUUUCAGAGCCAAAUAUUUGAAAAAUGGACACAUAGAAAGGAGACCAGAAAGCAAGCUGGUAUCUAAUUUCUGGAAAAAAGUUAAGGAAGGAAUUAAAGAAGUUCUGGCUAAAUCAAGUUGGAAAGUACGGGAAGGAAACAUCUCUCUUUGGUUUGAUAAUUUCCUCCCAGGGGGUCCUAUCUCGGAAAUGAUAUCACAAGUGGAAGAGCCAAACACAAGACUAAAGGACCUGCUAGACAAAAACAGAUGGGAAGACGAGAGAAUACAAAGACUGAUGGAUAGACAGACGGCAAAUGAAGUAAUACAGCUUGUAGGAAAAUUAAAAGAUGAAAAGGACGUGCUAGUGUGGUUACCAGAGAAGAGUGGAACCUUCUCCACAAAAUCAGCUUGGAACGAAGUGAGAUUAAAGCACCCGAAAUUCGAAUGGGCAAAAUGGGUCUGGCAUAAAUUUCUCCCCAAAAAGAUAGCUAUAUGUGUGUGGAGGGCAGCUUUUAACUGCCUAAGUGUUGAUGAACAAACACGCAAUAUUGGAAUUCCUAUUGCGUCGGCAUGUAACUGCUGCAAAGAAAGGCAAAAUGAAGACUUGGAACACCUGCUAAGCAAAGGGGAACUAGCAGUAAGUAUCUGGAAAAGGGCAUCAGCUGAGAUGGGAGUCCCUUUCCGGACACAACAGAACUGGAAAGAGAGAGUUCAGAUCUGGUUUAACAGGGCCUCACGCAAAACUCAGCUUGGUUUCCUGCUGGGAUUAAUGCCAUGUGUAAUAAUCUGGAAAAUAUGGAGCUGGCGCUGUGCAGCAAGAAUGGAGGGGUUUUAUAAAAACAUCAUGGAGGUAUGGGGAGAUAUUAAAUUCUGGUUAGGGUCCAUAGCCAAUACAAUCAUCAAAGCCCGGAAAUUAACCAGCUGGGAUAAUAAAAUGAUCAGAAACUUAGGUAUUCAUACAGUGAUAGUGAAGAAGAAACAGGUGAAGAUUAUCAAGUGGAGGAGGCCGAAUGCUGGUAGACUAAAGCUAAACGUGGAUGGUAGCAGCCUCGGCAACCCAGGACUAGCUGGAGGGGGUGGUAUUCUGAGGGAUAGUGGGGGAAAAAUAGUUUAUGGUUUUUCAAAACAUUUUGGAAAUGCCUCAAGCGUGGAAGCUGAACUAAGAGCUUUACUGGAAGGGGUAAAACUAUGUCAAAAUCUGGGAUACACAGCUAUAGACAUUGAGUGUGACUCUAUAAUUCUUGUGAACUGGACACGGAAGCAAAAAUGCACAGCUUGGUACCUUUGGGAUUACUGGGAAGAACUGCAGGCUGUUUUACAGCACUUUGACUUCACAAUAUCACACUCCUAUAGAGAAGGCAACCAAGUGGCAGAUUCUUUGGCUAGAAGGGGUGCCUUGGGUGAGUCAUCUUUAUUCUCAGAAUGGAAGCAACUCCCAAGGAUAACGAGAGGGCUGGCGAGACUUGAAUCUAUGGGGACUGCUUGUUUUAGAUGCACAUGA
This is a messenger RNA of Carya illinoinensis, 3681 nucleotides long. RefSeq lists its product as uncharacterized. Gene Ontology annotation, molecular function: nucleic acid binding; RNA-DNA hybrid ribonuclease activity. The record is from RefSeq and is a predicted model, not a curated record. Bases 1 to 3681 code for a protein of 1226 amino acids. Lineage: Eukaryota; Viridiplantae; Streptophyta; Magnoliopsida; Fagales; Juglandaceae. The transcript has a single exon.